AGUCAGGAAACAAGCCGAGCCGCGUCUGCAGUUCAACACAGAGCUCGACCCGCCGGUGUCUCACACACAGACACACAGAGCUUAGUCUUUUCUCUAAUGAUGGAAGAACAUCUGAAGAGGACGUCCACUGUCGGAUAAAACAACGCGAGACGGACUAAACGCGCAGAAUUCACGGGGGAACCAUCUGGAACCGUCGGUUCGGAGUGAAGACCGACCUGUCAUGGGUGUCAUUACGGUGUUUCUGUGCAGGUAAACGUUAGCAGCAGCCGGGCUAGCCCCUCAGCUAGACACGCAGCAGAGAAGCUAGCUUAGCAUCCGCCGCUACUAACGUCAACUACCUAACUAACUAACUAGCUAACUAACAAGUUGGGUCGGAUGAACUGUUGCCAGAGACGGCACCAAUAAAACAGCCCUGCAUGGAUCAUAUUUUACCCUACAGACUAUAAACUGUCCUUGUAAACGGCCGUUAGUAACGUUAAACCGCCGUUUUUAAACUGCUGGUGCCGCAAGGUUGAUUGACAGCUUGUCACAACGGAUUUCCCAGAUGUGCAGUCAGAAACAAAAAAGUGUAGUUACUAGGCUCUUAAGUUAGCAGGACUGGCCAUGAAUGGCUGUUUGGCUGGAAAAACCCCAACUCAAGUGGACUCUCAACUCCGCAAACUGGACCAACAGCAAGCGAUGAAUUUCAUUUUGGCAGCGAGGUGUCACUGAAGUCGACACCAGCCGAGCUGACACGUUGCGAGCCAGCUAACUGACGUUACCGAGAGGAUUCAGUCUGUCAUCCGGGCCACACACGCACGCAGAAGGAGGGUUUUUAUAUUAUGAAAAGGACUGAAAAUACAAACAAGAGGAAACGCUGUAACAUGGAGCACCAGGAGAGUGGGAGAGCAGAGAAAGAUGUGAAGGAGUUUGCGGCUCCACCUCCUCUCCUCUUCAGGAAGCUGAGUAACCCCGACCUGUCACCCGCGGCAACCGCUGCCACCAAAUCCAAAUUGCACCGCCAGCUGAGUCAGGACGAAAGCUGGGCCCGACGCAACAGCCUGGCCAUGACUGGUAAGCAGUUGUUGCCUCUCUCCAGCAGUCUGCAUGGCGGCGUGAGUCAGCUGGCCUGGCAGGGGCCCUCUGGAGGUUAUGGAGGGCCCGGGGCCACCGGCGGGAUCUCUGCAGGACAAGGAGACGGAAACAACCUGGUCCGUAUGAGGAGCCAAACCUUGGGACAGUCUGCUCCGUCACUCACCGGACUGAAGGAGCUGAGCCUUCCCAGAAGAGGCAGUUUCUGUCGGACGAGCAACAGGAAGAGCCUUAUUGUGACAUCCAGCACCUCCCCCACCCUGCCACGACCACACUCACCUCUGCAUGGACACACAGGCACCAGCCCACUGGACAGCCCUCGCAACUUCUCCCCGAACACAGCUGCACACUUCUCCUUUGUGCCUGCGCGCAGUCACGGACACAGGGCUGACAGGACGGAUGGCAGACGCUGGUCUCUGGCCUCGUUGCCUUCCUCUGGCUAUGGCACCAACACUCCCAGCUCCACUGUCUCGUCCUCCUGUUCAUCUCAGGAGAAGCUGCACCAGCUGCCCUUCCAGCCCACUCCGGACGAGCUGCACUUCCUCACCAAACACUUCAGCUCCGAGAGCAUCACAGACGAGGAGGGACGCUGCUCCCCCGCCAUGAGACCGCGCUCCCGCAGCCUCAGCCCCGGGCGUUCGCCUAUCUCCUUCGACCAUGAGAUCGUGAUGAUGAACCAUGUGUACAAGGAGAGGUUUCCCAAGGCGACGGCUCAAAUGGAGGAGCGUCUGGCGGAGCUGCUCAGCUCCUCGGCCCCGGAUAAGGUCUGCCCGCUGGCCGACGGGGUCCUGAGCUUCGUGCACCACCAGCUGAUUGAGCUGUCCCGAGACUGCCUGGAGAAAAGCCGAGGGGACCAGAUCACCUCGCGCUACUUCUACGAGCUCCAGGAGAACCUGGAGAAGCUGCUGCAAGACGCUCACGAGCGCUCAGAGAGCGUGGAGGUUACCUUCGUCACACAACUCGUCAGGAAGCUGAUGAUCAUCAUCGCCCGGCCGGCGCGCCUGCUGGAGUGUCUGGAGUUUGAUCCCGAGGAGUUCUACCAUUUGUUGGAAGCAGCAGAGGGCCAUGCCAAAGAGGGCCAGGGCAUCAAGAGCGACAUCCCCCGAUACAUCAUCAGCCAGCUGGGCCUCACCAGGGACCCCCUGGAGGAAAUGGCCCAGCUGAGCAGCUAUGACAGCGGGAACCCAGAAACCCCAGAGACAGAUGACUCAGUCGAUGGCCGAGGCACCACUGUCCCAGCAGCUCCUCCGCAGCCUAAAACCAAAGCACCUCGAGAGGAAGACUUUGAAAACAUCAAGCUGAUCAGUAACGGAGCCUACGGCGCUGUGUUCCUGGUGCGUCACAAGGAGACCCGGCAGCGUUUCGCCAUGAAGAAGAUCAACAAGCAGAACCUGAUCCUGAGGAACCAGAUCCAGCAGGCCUUCGUUGAGCGAGACAUCCUGACGUUCGCCGAGAACCCGUUUGUGGUCUCCAUGUUCUGCUCCUUCGAGACCAGGCGACACCUCUGCAUGGUGAUGGAGUACGUGGAGGGCGGAGACUGCGCCACGCUGCUGAAGCACAUCGGAGCGCUGCCGGUCGAUAUGGCUCAGAUGUACUUUGCAGAGACUGUCCUCGCUUUAGAGUAUCUCCACAAUUAUGGCAUCGUACACAGAGACCUCAAACCUGACAAUCUUCUCAUCACUUCCAUGGGACACAUUAAGCUCACAGACUUCGGCCUCUCAAAGAUCGGUUUGAUGAGUUUGACCACGAACCUUUACGAGGGACACAUAGAGAAAGACACCAGAGAGUUCCUCGAUAAACAGGUGUGCGGCACUCCAGAGUACAUCGCCCCAGAGGUGAUCCUGCGUCAGGGCUACGGGAAGCCGGUGGACUGGUGGGCCAUGGGGGUCAUCCUGUACGAGUUCCUGGUGGGCUGCGCUCCCUUCUUCGGAGACACGCCGGAGGAGCUGUUUGGUCAGGUCAUCAGUGAUGAGAUCAUCUGGCCGGAGGAGGACGAAGCUCUUCCUCAGGAGGCUCAGGACCUCAUCACCAAACUGCUGCGACAAAAUCCUCUGGAGAGACUGGGCACAGGAAGUGCCUUUGAGGUGAAGCAGCACCCUUUCUUCACAGAGCUGGACUGGAACAGCCUGCUGAGGCAAAAGGCCGAGUUCAUCCCCCAGCUGGAGUCUGAGGACGACACCAGCUACUUCGACACUCGCUCUGACCGGUACCACCAUCUGGAUUCCGAAGAAGAGGACGACACCAACGACGAUGAACACGUGGAGAUUCGACAGUUCUCCUCCUGCUCGCCUCGUUUCAGCAAGGUGUACAGCAGCAUGGAGCGUCUGUCUCUGCACGAGGAGAAGAGGACUCCUCCUCCCACCAAACGCAGCCUCAGCGAGGAGGGAGGAGAGCGCAUCGACAGCCUGAGUGGACUCAAGUCCAGGGAUCGGUCCUGGCUGGUGGGAUCUCCAGAGAUCCUGCGGAAGCGUCUGUCUGUCUCGGAGUCGUCCCACACAGAGAGCGACUCCAGCCCGCCGCUGACCGUCCGGAGACGCUGCUGUUCAGCCAUCAUUGAGAUGCCGCGCUUCGCCAUCUCCUCGGAGGAAGAGGCAGGCCAAGGGGCGGCUGGAAGUCGUAAGAGUCCCAGCCUGCUGGGUCUGAGUGCAGUGCGGGGCCCGCGCUGUGACGAGCUGCCGCUCGCCAUCCCAGAGCUCCCAGUGGAGAGAGAGCUGAAGCUGGACGAGUCUCCCACCACACCCAGCUCCACCUCCAGUCAGCUGAGCAGAGCCACGCUCACACCGGGCAGUUCAGGCGACGUGUGUGAUCGCGGCCACAGAGCCAACAGCAGUAACGGCGCCGCUGCUAAAGCCGCAGCGGACAGCGACCCUCCCUCCACGCCGAGGGCCAUCAGCGACCUGGCGGCUCGCAGGGCUCGCCACCGCCUGCUGUCUGGAGACGCAGACAAGCACACGGCGGCGCCCAGCUCCAGACCGCUCAACAAGGUCAUCAAGUCGGCGUCCGCCACCACGCUAUCGCUGAUGAUCCCUGCAGACCACCACGGAGCCUCGCCAUUGGCCAGCCCGAUGUCGCCCCACUCGCUGUCGUCCAACCCGUCGUCGCGGGACUCCUCCCCGAGCCGAGACCUGUCCCCGGCCGUGAACAACGUCAAGCCCGCCAUCGUGAUCCACAGAGCAGGCAAGAAGUACGGCUUCACCCUGAGGGCCAUCCGGGUGUACAUGGGAGACUCCGACAUCUACACUGUACACCACAUGGUCUGGCAUGUGGAGGACGGUGGUCCAGCCCACGACGCGGGGCUGAGGGAGGGAGACCUGAUCACCCAGGUCAACGGAGAGCCGGUUCACGGUCUGGUUCACACCGAGGUGGUGGAGCUCAUCCUGAAGAGCGGUGGCAAAGUGUCCAUCUGUGCCGUUCCAUUUGAGAACACGUCCAUCAAGGUUGGCCCCGCCCGAAAGACGACCCACAAAUCCAAGAUGGCGAGACGCAACAAGAAGACCAAGACCAAGGAGGGACAGGACAGUAAGAAGAGGACGUCUCUGUUCAGGAAGAUCACCAAGCAGGCGUCUCUCCUCCACACCAGCCGCAGUCUGUCCUCCCUGAACCGCUCCCUGUCCUCUGGGGAGAGCGGCCCCGGCUCGCCCACACACAACAUGUCGCCACGGAGCCCGACGCAGGGCUACCGGUCCACGCCAGACUCCGCCCACUCAGUUGGCGGAAACUCCUCUCAGAGCAGCUCUCCCAGCUCCAGCGUCCCGAACUCGCCGGCGAGCUCCGGCCACAUCCGGCCCAGCUCCCUGCACGGCCUCGCCCCCAAGCUCCAGCGCCAGUACCGCUCGCCCCGGCGCAAGUCCGCCGGCAACAUCCCGCUCUCCCCUCUGGCCCGAACGCCUUCGCCCACCCCUCAGAGCAGCUCCCCCCAGCGCUCCCCGUCCCCUCUUUCCCACGCUCUGGGCCAGUCUGCGGCGGGACAGUCCUUCCCCGUGAAGCUGCACUCCUCCCCGCCCCUGGUCAGGCAGAUAUCCCGGCCCAAGAGCGCGGAGCCCCCGCGCUCUCCGCUCCUCAAGAGGGUGCAGUCGGCCGAGAAGCUGGCCUCGUCCCUCUCCAACCCCCCCUCGUCGCCCUCCGGGGUGGCGGCGGCGGCAGCGGCGGCGGUCGGGAGCCGCAAACACAGUCUGGACAUCUCGCAUUCAGAGUUCAAGAAGGAGAUUCUGCAGAGAGAGCCGAGCCUACAGAGCCUUCAGGAGUCCGCCAGCGAGGUUCUGCUGUCAUCGGCAGGGCGCGGCGUGGAGACGGGCAGCCUGCAGAAACACUCCUCCUCAAACAGGAAGUUGGGGCGUCAGGAAGGUGACGGCGCCCUCGGCUCGGUACCCGGCUCCCUGGGCCUGGCCCCCGGGAAGAGCAAGCUGAAGGACAAACUGUCGGCCAUCCGGCAGGACCGAGCCGAGCGGAGGGAAUCGCUGCAGAAGCAGGACGCCAUCCACGAGGUCGAUUCGUCCGAGGACGAGACGGACGAGGGCUCCGAGGACAGCCAGGACGGCCGCAGGGCCGCCACCUUCACCCCUCCCCCGCUGCUGAGGCCCACCACCGUGAGAACGGGCCCCGGGGGCACGCUGCCGUCCCUCUGCCUCUCCCCCUGCACGCCUCACGCCACCUUCACCCACGCGGGGCCCUCGCAGGUAGGGAGGCCCACUCCCUCGCACACCCUCUCCUCUGUCACAGAGACGAAGCCCGGGCUGGGAGCCCCCCCGCUGGGGGUAAAAGAUACGAGGUCCGCGGCAUCCGCAGAAGACGGUGCCAGACAAGAGAGGAAGGUUCUGGGCCCGAGCAGUGCCACAAAACCCACUCAGGGCCCCCUUCUCUUCCCCACCCCAGGCAGUGCAUUCAUCUCAGUCAGCAAGGACACUUUCCUGAAGCCAAAUCCUCCACCAGACUCAAAGAGUCUCAUGGGGAAGACUGCACCGUCGGCGCCCAGGCCAGAGGACCAAACCCUGGACAGACCUAGAUCCACAGGCCGCUCUUCCACGAUCACCACAAAUACUUCAGACUGCAGAGCCUCCACCAGUACUACAGACUGCAGAGCCUCCACCAGUACUACAGACUGCCGGACCUCCACCAGUACUACAGACUGCAGAGCCUCCACCAGUACUACAGACUGCCGGACCUCCACCAGUACUACAGACUGCAGAGCCUCCACCAGUACUACAGACUGCAGAGCCUCCACCAGUACUACAGACUGCCGGACCUCCACCAGUACUACAGAUUGCCGGACCUCCACCAGUACUACCGACUGCCGGAUCGCUGACAGCCAAGAGACGCCCGGCGCCUCCUGCUCCUCUCCUAGCAUCCCCAAGGAGAAGAAGGAGGCUGACAACCGGAGACUGUGCGCCGUGGCCGCCGCGAGUCUUAACGCGUCGCCCUGCUCGUCCACUUCUGGCUCCGGCUUUAGUUUCAGCUCCCCGGUUGCGGCCCCCGAGAGCGCCGUGGACAAAGUUGUGUCCCAGCUUACGACGGUGGCUAAGAGCGUUCUGGGUCCCGUCAAACUGAGCACCGCUGCAGAGCGGAGCCAAAAGGACCAGAAACCCUCCAGAGGCGGCGCCCCGGAUGUCCCACCAACUGCCCCUCUCUCGUUUCUCUCUAAACAGCUCCCGGCUCCUCCGUCGCCUCACCUUUCGGAGCCCCAAAACAGACCGAAAAGUGAUCAAGUUGCCUCACCGAUCACCUCGGCCAAACCCUCGACCCAGACAGACUCUGCAGAAAGGCCCGCGCCGGGGCCCGCAGGCAGGGAGAACGCAUCGGCACAGCUGACGGCUGCAGCAGCCCCCCCCAACAACCCCAUCGCCUCCGCAGCAUCUGAGCCACAGCGCAAGAGGCCCAAACCGCAGACGGCCACUGCCGGCAACGCCGCGAACGCCUCCUCGCAACAAGACAAAGCAACCAGCAAGAAGACGUAGCAGCGAGAAGCCCAACGACAUGUGUAAAAUCAUUGCUGGCUUCGCUGAGGUUUUUUUUUUUUUUUUUUUUUUUUUUUUUUUAGAACUCACACAAUCUGCAUGUUUGGGAGAAAACACAAUUAGUAACUUCGCACUUAUCUAAGAGAGUUUGACUUUCAAAGCGAAAGACAGAUGUGUGUAGAGAGAGACGAAGAGCUGUCAGAAGCAGAGACACAUGUGGUAGUCCUAGUUCCAUUCCAGCUGUUCUGUGCUCCUUAAUGUUCCUGGGAGUUAUUUCGGUGUCCAUGACUCUCUGGUUCCCGCUUUCAGACUAAAUGCCUCGAUGGGUUGGCGCGGUCUUUUUUUUUUUUUUUUCUUUCUUUCUCUCUUUCUGCAAACAUGUACGAGGCUAGAAAUAAAGAGCUCGGUGGUCCGUGCACAUACAAUGCCACAUCACACGCACCUUUUCUUGCUCGCUGUCUUCUUGUGCUGCCUCAUUACUUUUCACCUUGAUGUUUGGCAGAGUCAACGCGCACGUUCCUCAAACAUAUCAGGACGUCCCUAACUGAACACACAAUCUCAGCAGUAAAGUGCAGCGUAUGUUUAGCAGUCUGUGUAAAUGCAUUACAGACAUUUUAAUGGGACUAAAUCUGCACUGUCAAAGUGCACUCAGCACCCAGCCACCUAGGCCAAAUUAAAUUGUCCUCUCGCCGUAAUCCCCGGUGAUCCCACGCUGCAGGCCUGCAGCAGAGGAGGCGUUCCCGGAGCACAGAUCCCAGGCGUGGUUCGGCAAAUUUGAAGAGAUUCCUGGGGGGGAGGAUAUAUAAGUGCUGAAGUAGAUUAGAGAUUGUGUCAAUUCAUCGAGUCCGCGCUUGGGCGAAGAACUGAAUCUACAGUUUGACCCGUAAACUCGACUGAACGACUUUCCUCACUCCUCACCUGGCUGAAUAGUAAAGAAGCAUAUUGGUCUUGAUUGUACUGCAGCACCAUACUUUUUUUCCUAGAUUUUUGAAUGCCUUUUUUAGAAAUUAAUUAAUAUUAAUAUAAUAAUAAUAAUAAUAAUGAAUAAGUUAUUUGACUGGUUUGAGGCAAACUUUCCAAGAUAGUUUCAAGUUCAAUUAUUUCCAAGUUGAAACAUUUGCAAAGCAUUGAUUGUUUAGAAAGUAGAAAUAUUUGACCUGCCGCUGUUAGCGAAGUCGCCGUAGGGUUGUGUUUUAAUUAUUGGACCCUGUUCCAGGUUGUAAAAUAGCCAGAUUUGCUGAGCUCUGACGCUGUGUUUUAUUUCUACUCUACUUUAUUGGCAAAGAGCAUUGCUAACCGCCACUUGCAUAUGUUGCCGGUCGCCUAUUAUAGACCUUUUCACAGAUGUAAACAUAAACGUUCUAAACGGAGCCAAGUUGAUUUCCUGUUGCAGUGGUUGUGGAUGGCAUCAACUCACGGGAAGUCAACAAGGCGCCAGGCUGUUGCAGGGCAAUUGAAUUCCAUAGAAAAGGUCUAUUACCGUUGCAGCUAAUUGGUUUCUUACAAAUGCUGAAAGUUGAAACCAAAAAAUGUUAAGGGGAUUUGAAAAACUUUCAAAAAUCCUAUCAAAAGCCGAACCCUACAUAUUAGCAUAAGCCCGAUAGACGCAUUGUUCUUUUCUCUUUAUCAGACGUGUGUCAACUCCGAACGUUUUCAGACUCUUUACAACACUCACCACACUAACAUCCAGCUGACGAAUUCAAACUGAGCAUGCUCAGACUGACUGGUUCUUUUAGAAACCCAGUUCUGUUGGACCACCCUCUUUUUAUUCCUAGCCCCAUCAGCCUCUGAAGGCUUCCGUACUUUUAUUUGGUAUCUGGACCAACUUGCUGUGUUUUUUUUGCCGCUAAUCCUGUAAAGUCAUCAUAUUUUAGUGUGUGGGUGUGUGUGCGUGUGUGUGUUCAUUUGUGCAUGGUUAUCUGUGUACAUAUACAUACAUAUAUAUAUAUAUAUAAGAAUAUUUAAAGUUCUGUUGUGCAUAUGUUUUAUACCGUGUGUGUGUGUGUGUGUGAGAGUGUGUGUUUUAGGAUUCGACACCCUGCUACCUGUGUAUGUGGCCGAGCUCUCCCUGUGUCGGGCGACAGGCUUUGCACAAAACCUUUAUCUCAUUUGUCAAAUGAAAACGACAAAAAAAAAAUCACUAAAAAGGAAAGCUGUUCGAGUCUUUUUGACUGCUGACCGCCGUGGUUGCUUCAACCUUAAAACACAGUUAGCCUGUUAAAAUCAAUCCCUUAUGGUUUUGUGUGUGUGUGUGUGUGUGUGUGUGUGUGUGUGUGUGUGUGUGUGUGUGUGUGUGUGUGUGUGUGUUCUUUUUCUUGGAUAUACCACCUUUUAUUUCAUCCGUGUCGUCCUGAUCUUUUCCCCGUACAUUCAAAUGCGAGAAGCGGAUUGUUUGUUUGUUUUGGUUUGUUUGAAAUUUUUCUGAGAAAAUCACCUUUCGUCGUACAUUUGAGCGUUUUCCCCGAGGAAGCGGGAUGUUAAGAUGAACUGGACCUCCUUCGGUGUUUGGUGUCUUUGCUGAGCUGGCGUAGAGCCGACUGACUGAGAGCUCAGUUAAAAAGACACCGUUGAACUGACGUCAACACUGACGGUGGCGAUCUCUGUAAUGUGUUUACAUGUUCCUGUUUUGUAUCUUUAUGUGUUCUGGGUUGUUGUUUUGUUUUUUUUUGUCAAUGGAACGUGUUGCCUGUAGCAAUCAGACCUCCUCUGACAAGGCUGUGGGAUAAUUACCGACUCCUGAUCGUAGCGCUGUGCGACGAAGGGCUCUCCCGUGACGGACGACGUGUAGAAGCGGAGGAAGGUUUCAGCGCACACGUGUCGAAAUCUUCUCACAACGGCGCAGAAGUGCGUUAACAGGUGUGUCUGUGGAACCGAUCAGAGGCGUUGAGACUCUUGGGGGAGGAAGCACAGCUCCCCGUUGAGCUGAUUUAUGUGCAGUGUGUUGCUUCGGCCAAUCAGACGGUCAGGAAGCUGAUGGGUUUCAGAGUGCGUUCCGUUUACCUCGGGACUGGGGAGCUGGAGGUGGGAAUGACGUCACACCGGAGCGAAAUGCGUUCCAUUUACAAGUCAGAUUUUUCAUUGUGGCAUAGGCCGAAUUUAU
Perca flavescens (yellow perch) is the source of this 10122-nucleotide messenger RNA. RefSeq names its product microtubule associated serine/threonine kinase 2 (gene mast2). Bases 822 to 7022 code for a protein of 2066 amino acids. Gene Ontology annotation, molecular function: protein serine/threonine kinase activity; magnesium ion binding; ATP binding. Gene Ontology annotation, biological process: cytoskeleton organization; intracellular signal transduction; peptidyl-serine phosphorylation. The transcript is spliced from 32 exons. Gene Ontology annotation, cellular component: microtubule cytoskeleton. The record is from RefSeq and is a predicted model, not a curated record. NCBI's taxonomy places the organism in Eukaryota, Metazoa, Chordata, Actinopteri, Perciformes, Percidae.